AUGAGCGGAUUUAACAUCCGAGAGAUAUGCCCAGAGCUGUUCGAACCAGCUCGCCCACAUGCCGUAAGGCGUCGGAAUUCCCGAGGUAUUUAUAUUUAUAUUCCCUCUCGGAAAAUAUUUUCUUACAAACUUUGUUGACGGACUCAGGAAAGAUAAACUCAAAUCGAUAAAAAAGUGAAUGGAUCCGACCUUUUCAAAAAAAAAAACUCCUACGUCAUUAGGAAUCGAACCUCUGACCUUUUUGUGACCCCAAGAGUCUCAAAGGUCGAACAAACUUGCGACGCAGAACUAUGAGGUCACGAUCUCCUGAUCUCCAUGUAGCCUUUCCAAAAAUGGCAAAAACUAUCCAGACCGGAAGGGGAAUCGAACCUGUGACCCUUCCGGUGAAAAAUAGCUCUUUAUCCGACUUCAAAAAAUGGCAAAAAAUCACCUCGGCCAGGAUAGGAAUCGAUCGUGUGACCUCUCUAGUGAUCUAUUCUUGAAAAAUGGCAAAAACCGCUCGAUGGAUCGAACCCAUGACCUCAACAAUGCCGAUUUGCAGAGGCGCCUAUUGAUUACACAACGACGCCAGCCGCCCUCCGGCACCCGGAGUUGGCUGAGCUGGCGGCGAUGUGCUGCUCAGAGUCGAUGACGUCGACAUCAUCGACGUCUUCCACAGUGAACCCUGACUCCAGCCUGGAUUCCUCGACGCUCAACGCCAGCCUCGGGGCAGCCUCCACAUCAUCUCAUGACGAGAGCUUCGGUUCCGCGGUACCCCUCCCAAAGUGAUCUCAUUUGACAGACUUCCCUUUUACAGACCAGUCGGAAGUCCUCGAGCUCCGAGGGGUACAGCAAGGUGAAUUAUUUGAAUCUAGAGAGUAUACGAGAUGGGUAGAGGUCCAGAAAACGACGAAACUGUCUACUGUCUCCUCUUUUUCCAUUCUCUCUAACCUAAAAUCUGAGUAAUGAUGAUUAUUCAGAAAGGAUCACGUAAGCCGCCACUCCUGUACGAGUUCGACAAACUCUGCGCGUUGGCUUUCCUCAACGUCGAAGGAAAAACGUAAGUAUCCGGCCAUCCCGACCGAAAUCCCGCCUUUUUGAUCCACAUGACCCUGACCAGAUGUUAUACGUCAAUAGUAGAUUCUAACUCAGCCCUAUUUAGUUUUUACAUGCCAAUUCCGAUUUCUAUAUGUCACGUUCUUCGACUUUCAAUAUUUCAGGUCUAGCUUAACGGUGACCCAAAUCACCAAAUGGAUCAAAUUGUCCUUUCCUUUCUUCUCAAAGGACAGCAACGUGCCGACCGAAGUGGCCAAAGCAAUGUUGAAAUCGGACGCUUUUGUCUUCACAAAUAAAGAAGUCGGUUGUGGUAUGUUCCACAAAAGCCCUUCGAAGUGAAAGAAAACAUUCAGAGUCCGAGUGGACCCUUCUCCUUUCGGACCCUGCAGUGGCGAGCUGGGCCAGGGCAAUUAAAGUGCCUUCAGAGUACCACUUUCUAUUCCCGGGGCUUAUUGAUCUCGAGCCCGACGUUGACGAGCAGCCUUCGCCCGACCAGCAACGGGUUACGUCGACCGACAUCGCUGUAUGUCAUCCGCCGGCAACGAAGAAGCCGAAGAUUACGGUUGGUUGGGAAACGAUAAAGUUUGAUGAGGUCGGGCUAAUGGUUGAGCUAGACCGAUCUGAAACCGCACAGGCUUGAUACCAGCCUUGUUAAUCCGAAUAACUACGACUAUUAAGUUUGGCCUUAUCGCAGCUAAACUUUACUACCAAGUCCUUUCAUGCUAGACAUGCUUCUCGGAAUCUAGAAAAAUUCUUGAUUCAGAACUUCGGCUUCAGUCCAGACUGGUUUUCCAAACUAGGGAGUUUUCCUGAUUGAGACUUUAGAAUCUUCAUCUGGCAGAGAGCUCCCAACUAUUGCUCCUUCCUCCUCUGACAAUCAAGCCAAAUUAUUUCUGAACUUUAAAUUUUCAGGUAACGACGCCGUGGAACCAGACCUCGACGCCAUCACCUAGCGCCUGGCAUCCGCCGACCCAUCAGCACUUUGUGCUACCCCAAAUGGCGUCGCACUUCAAUUCUCGACCGACCUCACCUCUGCCGCCAAUGCAGCCGUUUCACAUGAUCCUUCCGCAUCCGCAACCCAAUCAACCUCCAAAUCACCACCAUGCCUACCAGGCCUACCUCCCGCCGAUACUCAUGGCUCCGCCGCAGCCAAUGCACCCCUCCACCUAUCACAUGUUUUUGUUUCAGCAGCAUCUAGCUCAAGCACAGGCACAGAGCCAGGUUCAGAAAAUGAAGCUGGUGCCACCAACUGCCAAGUCGGUCUCGCCACAAGCUUUACUGGCGCCCAAGCCUCCAGCACCAACCAAACACCGAGGUCGGCCGUGUAAACGGGGAUUACAAUGAGUUCUUGUUCCCGGAUCCGGGCUUUAGCUUGAUUAAGAGUUCAACCCAGUUAGGCAUGCCAAGCUCAAUUAUAAGAGUAUCUGUCCCCGGGUUUAGUAUGACUAGAUCAAACCUUAACAUGGCUAGCUUUGCAUUUACCAUGGAUUUGUUAGAUUUCACCUUGGUUAGGCUAGAUUCUAGUCUUUCUAGUCAAGACUUCAGUCCGAUUACAUCAGACUUACUGUGGCUAUUUUAUAAUUCAGGCUUCUGAGCUUUAACUGAGUCCAAAUAUUUCAGAUUUCAGUUCGAUUAGACUCGUUUACAAGCGUGAUAAGCUCUUUCGGUUUUUUAAAAAAAUUUGAAUUGAUCCUUUAAUUUUUGAGACAUCUAGGAAUGAACUUCAAUCUUCUAGAGCUCAAAUUUUAACUUGCAAGCUCAAAUCGUGACUUCUGAGUCUCAAUUCCCAUUAAAAAUUUCAAAAUUCCACUAAUUUCAGCACGACCGCACUCGGUUCAAGCCAAAAAGCGCCAAAAAGGCUCGUUCUCUGAGUUCAUAGAAAAGUACUCGUAUUAG
This is a messenger RNA of Caenorhabditis auriculariae, 2931 nucleotides long. The record is from the annotation of a GenBank genome assembly. NCBI's taxonomy places the organism in Eukaryota, Metazoa, Nematoda, Chromadorea, Rhabditida, Rhabditidae.